UCAACAAGCACACCCGUUUCAUCAAGUACUCCAGGCACUUCAACCACACCUGCAUCUUCAAGCACACCAGGCUCAUCUAGUACACCACUAUCAACAAGCACACCUGGUUCAUCAAGUACACCUGGCUCUUCAAGCACAUCUGGCUCAUCUAGUACACCAGGUUCAAUAGGAUCUUUUAGUUCCCCGGAAUUACCUACUUCAUCAUCAGCUACUACACCAAAGGUCCCAAGUACACCAGCUGUUUGUGCUUAUGAAGUAGAGUUAACAGACAUUUCGACUACCAAUCUUCCUGUGGGACAUAUUGUUAUAUCUCCUGAUAAGGACAUAACAGGUUCUUCAUUUAAUUUUGUUGUUGGACCUGGUGUCGAGGUUGUUACUGUUCAAGUGAAUGUUCUCUAUGGUGCAAGCAUUGAGUCUGUCUCUAUAAGUGGAACCUUUGUUGAAUAUGAAAUUACUUUGCAAUAUGAGAAUGGAACUCUAAGUCCAUAUCUUCAGAACACAGAUGGGGAAGUUGUCUUUUUACCUAAUUCAGUAAAUGAUUUUAACACUGUUGUGCCUGAGCAUUCAAACAUUAUCUUCACUAUUCAUGGAUCACCCAGUGGUUUCAACGUCAUCUUUGAUGAAUUUAAAGUCUGCCUUCCAGAUACAGAUUUCUGUACAUUGAGUACUAAGGACGUUCUGGAUGCCCUUCAUUUCCUGCCCAUCGACAGCAUACUUGGGAUCAAUGUUGAGAACAAUGAAUUAGUUUACACAGGUGACAAUGGGGACUUUAUUGCAGAAGGUGUUAUUGUGAAUGGCUCAUGUUAUGUUUGCAUAUGUAAAAACCAUCAGCUUGAGUGCACUCAGGUGUCAGAUUGCUCAGAAUGUCCAACAAACAUUACCAGUGAGUGUAAAGGAGACUGUAACAGUGGACUGACUGAAGUGAUCUACUCUCCCCCUGGCAUCCCUGCCCACUGUCAAGUGGAGUCCACACCUUGUGUCCCUGAGGGCUGCACAACCCCUGCCAACUGCCCCACCCCAUGGUCAUCAUGGUCACCCUGCUCCAGUAACUGCCAACAGUUCCGCAAACGCCACUGCGGAGAAGAAUGUGGUGACCUGUGUCACCAGUUCAAUGACACAGAAACCCAGGAGUGUGGAAACUGUGCUAUCAUCUCAACCACGGUAUUUGAGUGUGAGGAUCAUGAAGUGCCAGAAUGUGUCAGCAAAUACGAAGAAUGUAUGGAGUCUUGUGCUGUGUUCAGGAAAGCUUCAACAUGUGAUUCUCUCAAGGAUGAUGAUACAUGUGUUGACAAAUGUAUAUGUGCUGAAGGGUAUUUAAGGGAUGAUGCAGGCAACUGUGUCAAAGCAGAGGAAUGUGAGUGCUAUGAGGGUACUAUGGGUACUACACCAAUCCCACAGUCAUACAUAGUUAAUGUUACACAAUGUCAAACCUGUGAAUGUCUGUCUACUGGAAUAGUGUGCAAGGAACAAUCAAACUGUUGUGAACUAUCAGAAUGGUCUGAUUGGUCAGAGUGUUCAAAGACAUGUGACCAAGGAAUAAAGUCUAGAACAAGACAAAAGUUUGGCAGUGGCUGCCCACCAGAGACACAAGUUGUACAGACACAGUCCUGCAACCUGGGUGAAUGCCCUUGUAUCUUUGAGGGAGAAGAAUGGGAAUCAGGCAAGGUUGUACAAGACCAAUGUCGAGAAUGCUCAUGCAACAAUGGAGCUAUGGAUUGUCAUAUCUAUGACAAUAAUGACAUCUGGACAAAUGUUGAAUGUACAGAGAAAUGUUACUGUAACAGCAGUGGAAUCAUGGAAUGUGUCAGGGACCCUGAGCUGGAGAGAUGCAGAGAAGUUAUACACAACUGUAACAAUGCCACUCACAUCCUGCAAUACACUGAAGGAGAUGAUUGUUGUCCUCAAUGUAUACCUGUGAUGAUACCAUGUACAUACAAAGUCAGCUCCACAGAACCUCUCCAAGUCACUGACAGUGUGUCUGGACUCUGUGUGUCUCAGCCUUUAGAUAUCGGAAUGUGCUCAGGAACAUGUGACUACAGCACAGAUAUGGUUGUCAACAGAAAAUUCCAGUCUGGAAGAUUUGAACUCUUUACUGAACAGAACUGUGCAUGCUGCAAGGCUAGCACAUCAAGUAAAUCAGUAGACUUCCAGUGUGCUGAUGGUACAACCAAAUCUUACCAAGUCUCUUACAUCUCUGGAUGUAGCUGUGACAGAUGCCAAUAGCUAAAGCACAGCAGAAAACCAACAGGAUCACCAUACAGCUUGUUUGUCAGCCAUCUUUGAAAAUAAAUAAAUAUUUUAAACAAUA
Molecule: messenger RNA, 2308 nt
Organism: Physella acuta
Lineage: Eukaryota; Metazoa; Mollusca; Gastropoda; Physidae
Product: SCO-spondin
Source: RefSeq, a predicted model, not a curated record